AUGAAAGUUGUUGAAAAGUUGCCAAGGCAUUUAAGGGACAACACUGAGCUGAAGGAAAGGUUCAAUAAUAUAGUGUGGUCGGAUCUUGUUGAGCCGCAUGAAUUCGAGCAGAAUUGGCAUCGUUUUAUGGAGGAGUAUGAUCUAUUUGAGAGUAGGUGGUUCACUGAUAUGUUUCACAGGCGUGCUAACUGGGUAUCUUCAUAUUUUCGUGAUGUCAAGAUGAGUGGUCUUUUUAGGACAACAUCUAUGUCAGAGAGCGAGAACAGUUUCUUUAGGCGCCAUUUUAAUAAAGAUGCAAAUGUGAUUCAGUUGUUCAUGCAUUAUGAAAGUGCUAUGGAUGCACAAUGCACUUCAUACGACACUAUCACUAUGGCUGAUGAAACCAGCUCAUUUGAUAUGUGCACAGACUUACGUAUAGAAGUUCAUGCUUCAAAUAUCUACAUGAACAAAAUGUUCAAGGAUGAGAUACAGCCUGAAAUUGUGGCUGCUGCUGUAUCUUGUCUGAUGGCACGCAUGUACGAUGAGGGUAAUCUCAGUUACUAUGAGGUUGACGACACAGUUCAUGGAGUAUUUAAAGUGUGCUACAGUUCUAUUGAUGAUCACUUCUCUUGCUCUUGCAAGCUGUUCAUCAGAAAGGGUUGGUUGUGCAAACACAUUUUCUUUGUCAUGCGAACAAGAAAAUUGAACAAGAUUCCUGAAAAAUAUAUUAUCGCACGCUGGACCAAACUUUCACAGAUGAGCCAAACCCCGCACGAACAGAAUGUGCCGGAGCCCGUGGUUGUGAAGGAUGACCUCCCAAUACAGAAAUUCUUUCUUGAAGUUUGUAAGAGUUUCGGCCACGUACGAGGGGAUUCUUCGCUGAGUCAGCAGCUAUACAACGAUUUGAAGGGUAUCACUGAGAAAUAUUCGAAGUUGGGAGUACCAUUUGAUUCAAUGUCGAAGCAUGCAAUGUUUGAAGAAUUUUAUGGUGUACCCAAACCUACUGAGGUUGAUGUAUUAUCGCCUCCUGUAGUGCACACUAAGGGCAGUGGCUGUGGUGGGAGGAGGAAAUCCACAAGCGAGAAAAUGAUUGAACAAGCACUCAAGCCUAAGAGGAGAUGCAGGAAAUGCAAUCAGAUGGUAAACCACGAUUCACGUAAUUGUCCUGGGAAGGAUGUUGCAGAUGAUUCAGUGGAUGUUUGA
This is a messenger RNA of Salvia miltiorrhiza (redroot sage), 1182 nucleotides long. RefSeq names its product protein FAR-RED ELONGATED HYPOCOTYL 3-like. Bases 1 to 1182 code for a protein of 393 amino acids. The transcript has a single exon. Gene Ontology annotation, biological process: regulation of DNA-templated transcription. NCBI's taxonomy places the organism in Eukaryota, Viridiplantae, Streptophyta, Magnoliopsida, Lamiales, Lamiaceae. Gene Ontology annotation, molecular function: zinc ion binding. The record is from RefSeq and is a predicted model, not a curated record.